This is a messenger RNA of Annulohypoxylon truncatum, 3838 nucleotides long. Its product is annotated as DNA repair protein rad-5. The record is from RefSeq and is a predicted model, not a curated record. Gene Ontology annotation, molecular function: nucleic acid binding; zinc ion binding; ATP binding. Bases 83 to 3469 code for a protein of 1128 amino acids. The transcript has 3 exons. NCBI's taxonomy places the organism in Eukaryota, Fungi, Ascomycota, Sordariomycetes, Xylariales, Hypoxylaceae.
GUUCAAACUCCUUUUUAUUGUUCAACCUUCAUAUAAGGCAUAUUCUCUGCUUGCCAUUUGCAAGUGUUCCGAUGACUUCACCAUGAACUUGGAAGCAUCGGGAGAACCCCCUUUCAAGAAAAGGAGGUUCUUUGCAGACCCAGAGGAAGAAAAUGAUCCAACCCCACAAUGUUUACAAAGAAAGCCGCCUCUUGCAGAGAAGGCGGUCGACAAUGCCGCUAACCAGACGCCCAUCACAAAUACUGCUGGUGCAUUCUCGGUAAAGCCUUCUUCCGCCUCAGAUAAUAAUACUAGUUUCGACGGAAAUGCAUUCCAAAGCAUUGUUGGCGACCAGGUCGAUUCCGAGGCUCUGAGCAUUAUUGGGAGUAAUUGUGGAAAUGAUCUCGAGCAAGCUGUCAACAUGUACUUCGACGGCACCUGGAAGAAAUACCGCACCCCUAAACGUUUAAAUACAACCGCAGCUCCUUUUCUCCCCCGAACACCACCAACAGUUCAAACCGACAACUAUAAGGAACCUCGCCCUCUACCGGUACGGCCCUCGCAGUCACAACCUUCGAUGACUAGUCGUUAUAUAGGCGCUUUCGGUGUGGAGGGGUGGGCUACUCGAAGUGGGACGAACCUUAUCAAACACGGAGACAGUGUCAAGAUCGAGCGCCAGAAAAUUAUACCACCAAGCUUAACCAUCAAGAGCAAAACAGGUACACUGGUGCCAAACCCCCGAGCCAAUUCGGCUGCGGCUAGGAGGGUUGAUGUAAUCGUACGCUUCACCGAUGCUCGAGGGACCGAGAUUGGUAGGCUAGCAAAAGAUACUGCAAAUUGGGUAUCCUCGCUUAUGGAUCAAAAUGUUUGCAAAUUCGAAGGUAGCUGUGUAUAUGCACCAGAGAGGUUGAGGACGAAUGAUACCGUAUUCCUACAGCUGCGAUGCUUCUUGAUGAGUUCUGCUUUUCAAAACGCGGGCUUCCAAUUAUCAGAUAACCGCUCAACCGGCCUUUUCGAGGAGAAGGAAACGAGCGAGGAACGUAAUCUACGCCUGCGUCAAGUGUCACUUGUGCGAUUGUUCCAGGAGAUCAACCUCGACCCGACAAGAGGCAACGCAACCGCCACUAGAAGUGCGAGACAAGGCCUUCUUUCUGCCGUUGAGACUGACAAGAAGAGCAACGAGACGAAGUCUAGCAAUCAAGGGACUCCAAGCUCAUCUCCACCGGCUGAAGACGCCGAAGAAGGACAAGAACUUGAGCAAGAUCAACUAGACGCUCUUUAUCGGAAGGCUCAAUCAUUUGAUUUUAAUACACCCGAAGCUGAGCCGGCAGAGACUUUCAAUAUGACUCUCCGUCCCUACCAAAAGCAAUCGCUACAUUGGAUGUUGGCUAAAGAAAAGGAUCGGAAGAACGAGGUUCGCGAAGCUUCAAUGCACCCACUUUGGGAAGAAUAUACCUGGCCAACGAAGGAUGUCGAUGAUCAAGAACUUCCUCAAGUUGAUGGCCAGCCCAAUUUUUACAUGAACCCCUAUUCUGGCGAGAUGUCUCUGGAUUUCCCUGUCCAAGAACAGCACUGCCUGGGCGGUAUCCUUGCCGAUGAGAUGGGCCUCGGCAAGACAAUCCAAAUGCUGAGUCUCAUUCAUUCCCACAAGUCCGAGGCCGCUAUCCAAGGCGGAGAUAGAUCACAUAAUGCUAUGAAUGGUCUGCGAAGAACCUUUUCUAGAUCUGGCGUCGUCCCUGCACCAAAGACGACUCUGGUCAUUGCCCCUAUGUCGUUGCUCGCCCAGUGGCAAAGUGAAGCAGAAAAUGCGUCAAAAGAAGGCACACUGAAGUCUAUUGUUUAUUAUGGCACCGAGAAGACAGACAACCUUCAAGCUUUAUGUUGCGAGGAUAAUCUUGCUUCUGCCCCUGACGUCGUAAUCACAAGUUAUGGAGUGGUAUUAUCCGAAUAUACUCAGAUUGCUUCUAAGCAUGGUCUAUAUAAAGACCUGCAUAACGGCUUAUUCUCGUUGGAUUUCUUCCGUAUCAUCCUCGACGAAGCUCAUACUAUAAAAAAUCGGCAGUCGAAGACAGCCAAGGCUUGUUACGACCUUUCAGCCACCCACCGAUGGGUUCUCACUGGAACCCCUAUCGUGAAUCGCCUAGAGGACCUGUUCAGUUUAGUUAGGUUCCUUAGAGUGGAACCUUGGAACAACUUUUCCUUCUGGCGAACUUUUAUCACCGUUCCGUUUGAGUCUAAGAACUUCGUGCGCGCUCUUGACGUGGUACAGACAGUAUUGGAGCCUUUGGUGAUGAGGAGAACCAAAGACAUGAAGACUCCGGAAGGACUACCUCUCGUCCCCCUACCCCCAAAGUCAAUGGAAAUCGUCGAGGUUGAACUGUCCGAGGCUGAGCGAGCUGUAUAUGACCACAUCUUCACCAGGGCUAAGCGUACGCUCUCUGCCAAUGUUGAGAAGGGUACUGUCAUGAAGGCAUACACCACCAUCUUUGCUCAGAUUCUUCGUUUACGCCAGACAUGUUGUCACCCAAUCAUGGUGAGAAAUCAAGAUAUAGUCGCCGAAGAGGAGAUGGCUGGCGCAGAAGCGGACGCCGCCGCAGGACUCGGCGAUGACAUGGACCUUCAGUCUCUAAUCGAGAAGUUCACCGCGACUACUGGCGAAGAAAAAGAUAUCAAUGCUUUUGGUGCACACGUUCUCCAACAAAUUAAGGAUGAAGCUGUGAACGAAUGCCCCAUUUGUUCCGAAGAGCCUAUGAUCGAUCAGACAGUUACUGGCUGCUGGCAUUCUGCUUGCAAGAAAUGCCUCCUGGAUUUCAUCAAGCAUAGCACGGACCAUCACCAGGUACCAAAAUGUUUCAACUGUCGCGAGCCUAUAAACGGCCGUGAUUUAUUCGAGGUGGUUCGGCAUGAUGAUCCAGACGCAUUUCACACAGCACCGAAGAUCAGCUUGCAGAGACUAGGCACUAACGAGUCUUCUUCCAAAGUCGUUGCUCUAAUGAAGCAUCUACGUGACCUGCGCAGAGAACACCCUCGUAUCAAAUCAGUAGUGUUCAGCCAAUUUACGUCCUUCAUGUCACUCAUCGAACCUGCACUAACUAAGGCUAACAUGCGAUUUCUCCGUCUCGAUGGGUCUACUAACCAGAAGACUCGCUCUACCAUCCUAAGCGAGUUCAGAGAAUCGGACAAAUUCACAAUUCUAUUGAUAAGUUUACGGGCCGGCGGCGUAGGAUUGAACCUGACGCAGGCGAAGCGGGUAUUUAUGAUGGACCCCUGGUGGAGUUUUGCUGUCGAGGCUCAGGCUAUCGAUCGCGUACAUAGAAUGGGUCAGGAAGAUGAGGUUAAGGUGUAUCGUUUCAUCGUGAAGGAAAGCGUCGAAGAGCGGAUGUUGAAGGUCCAGGACAGGAAGAAGUUCAUUGCUACGUCGUUAGGCAUGAUGUCAGAUGAAGAGAAGAGACUUCAAAGGGUUGAAGAUAUCAAGGAGUUGCUGAGUUAACCUGGCUGUAUAAAAUGAGCUUGACGAGUUGGAUUGCUUUUAUCAUAAUAUAGAGGGACAUGAUCGGUAUACCCCAUGGCGGGAUAGAAAUGGCUUUGCAUUAGGGAGCAUCCCUUGGCCGUCAUCGGGCUGGUCUUAGACCGUAGUGGGCGUAGAAGCAUGGGCAUUAGCUUCUUGAUCAUGAAUUGAGGAGCACGGCUCGCAUGAUGCACAGCUUAACGGGAUGCGUACGUGAAAAGGUGAACACGAUCAGGUAUUCAAAUAGAAUUGAUGACCACCAACCAUCCCAACACACAUCUAAAAAUCUCCGCAAAGAUAGGUAUGGAUACAAGUUCUAUAUCUAACCCGCAUUCUGCGCUCUCCAUCCCA